UGCUGGCACCGUGUUUCAUCGCGAGCGCGCGUGCAACAUGCUGCUACUGUUGUGAUUUGCACUGUUUACCAUACAACUUUGCUGUUUCAGUUUCUUAUCAUUUUUUUUUUCGUUACCGAGCGCAGGCAUGGCGCAUCUCGUCACGAGGUCUUACUGCCUCACUCUUGUCGCCUGCUUGCUUGUCGCUCAACAAUUUCAAGACUCACAACUAUUGGUCAUCAAAGAAGUUGAUAUUCCAGCCACUGUGAAAGUUGAGGAGGACUUUGUCAUACUUGAUUGCGAUUAUGACCUCCAAAACACCUCGAUUAAAGGCCUUGUAGUCAAAUGGUAUCUUAAUGAGAUGGAUCUCGUCUACCAGUGGAUCUACGGUGGUCCACCACAAGCUGUCGCUCCUGUCUUAAAGUACAUCGAUCUACACUACAAGGCUAGUGAUAAUAGGACCAAAAUGUACCGAGCGAUGAAGCUUCGUAGUCCGGAUAUCGACUUGACUGGCAAUUACACGUGCCAGAUAUCGACCUUUGAAGAUGAAGUCUCGGAAAAACGAGCGAUGACUGUUUAUUCGACCGGCAGGGAAGAGGAGUUCAAAUUAUGGCAUACGAAAAUGAGUUACGACGGCGAUGAUGGUGUUGAAGUGACUUGUCAGGCGUUGGGGCUCUAUCCUAAGCCAACUCUCGACAUCACUGUCGAAGGUUACCCGGAAAUACAAUCACCGAGGCCCUUGAUUACGGAAACAGAGGAUGGACAUUACGACAUCGUCUCUUAUCUUACACUUGAAGAUGACGAUCUUCCGGAUUCCGUUGUUAUUAACUGCAUACUUGGCAUUCCCGCUGUUAACUACAACGCUACCAAGAAAAUUGUUCAUUACCCUCCGGGAAGGUCGACUACCACCGCUACCGCGAUAACUGUCGGCGGCACGACGAAGCUCCUGCGAAAAAUGGAGAUCCAGGCACUUGACAAUUCACAAGCUGACGCUAGCAGUGGUGGCGAAAACGGGACAGGACAAGUUAACGUGAGUUUAUCAAUUAUGCUGUUAAGCAUUACUGCAUAUCUUCUUCUUGGUCAUUAAUCAAAAUUGAAUUUUUGACCACAUUGAAAGAAAGUACAAGCUCAAAUUCAUGCAGACUUAUCAGUUUCAUAUUUAACUCCAAAGAAUAUCGAUACACCAAAAAUGAUUCAAAAAACAAUACUACGAGACGUAAAAAGAGGAUGGACGUAGUGAUAUUGUGGUUUAUUUAUAAACUUCACGUGCAAGUUGUACAUAGUGUGAAUGCACCUGUGAAUAUGUAUACUAUUGUGAUUCGAUAAUAAAAUAUCAAAUUGAUAUAUCGAGUUAAAAGAACGGCGCAGUAUAUUUGGAAAUCGUGAAAAAAAAAACAUUUUUUAUCUUUCUAAUGACAGUUACUGAUCGAACGAUGUUAAUAAAUUACGAAAGAGGGUAAAUAUCAGCCAAAAGAGUCGAAGUAGGAAUCUAAUUUUCAAAUCAUCCAUACGAUAAGUGCGCUUGUAAAUCUUCGAGACCAUUGAGAAUAUGCCUAGUCUUGUAACUAAUCACAAAUAUUAUACCAAAUGGAAUAUUAUUGCUGUUAUCCAAGUUCAUGUUUAGUUGUAAGGUAAGAACAUUUUUUAUGCACCUUAAACUAUGCAUUUUCCUAGAGCAAUCUAAUGUAUUAAAAUUAAUGAGCGCAUAUAUUAAUUUGAUUUCAAAAAUAUUAAGGUGUAAUAAUAUCUCAUAGUAAUUAAACAAAUAUGCAAAUCAUUAGUAUUAAAUAUUGAUGUUGCAUAAACUUGUACAGUAUGCCUAUCACCUGUUACAGUGUAAUAAUUAUCUACAAACAAACUAUAAAAAAUUUAUAAAUCAGUGUUAUGCCUGUAUACAAAUAUUAAAUAAAUGAUUUUCAUAAAAGUCACAUCAAAAUAAUUCGAAUAAUUGAUUAUUUUUCACAUUAACUAGAUAACAGUUUGUUUUUCUAAUAUUUGCUUUCAAUUUAAAAAUAGCAUUAAUAUAGAAGUAUGAUAAUUUUAACAUCAGCUUCAUUAAUAUUAAUUGAUAAUCAUUCUUUUAAUGUGAUUUCUGAAAUAAAAUAAACCUCAGUACGAAAAUUUUAAAAUAUAGACAUGAGUUUUGUGAAAAUCAUUCUCAAUCAAAUUAUUAUGUAAUAUUAUCGAACAUUCAAUAAAAUCUUAUAAUCAAUCAUAAUAAAGUCAAACAUGGAACCGCAAUAUAGCGCUCGUGAUUUACAACAGUAACAAAGCAAUGAAAUUAUGUAAAUAAGAAUAUUGUACAAAGAUUAACUGUAUUUAAUGAUCAUCUUCUACGAAAAAUUUAUCAAUCAUUGUUCUAAAUGCAAACUGCGAGUAAAUCAUUAUGUAAAAUAUUGAGAAUCCAAUUAAUGUAAGGAAGGAUUAUUUAAAGAAGUUGAUGUGUUAGUUAACGUCAUAGAUAUGUUACGUAAAAAGUUACACUUUUUUUAAUAAAAACAAACCCCC
Molecule: messenger RNA, 2487 nt
Organism: Phymastichus coffea
Lineage: Eukaryota; Metazoa; Arthropoda; Insecta; Hymenoptera; Eulophidae
Exons: 7
Coding region: 128-1066 (312 amino acids)
Source: RefSeq, a predicted model, not a curated record